Molecule: messenger RNA, 3360 nt
Organism: Toxorhynchites rutilus septentrionalis
Lineage: Eukaryota; Metazoa; Arthropoda; Insecta; Diptera; Culicidae
Exons: 1
Coding region: 1-3360 (1119 amino acids)
Biological process (GO): DNA integration
Molecular function (GO): nucleic acid binding
Source: RefSeq, a predicted model, not a curated record
AUGUGGGAAGUUGAUGACUUCGAUGUUGGGAAGGCUCUGACCCAGGAGGAAAGGGAAGUGGAACACCACUUCACAAGAAACGUCACAAGGAGCGGAGAUGGUCGCUACACUGUUCGUCUCCCCCUGCGACAAUCCAUGCUGCCGCUGCUUGGUGACUCUUACAGCUCUGCUCUUCACCGCCUUUUGAUGAUCGAGAGACGUUUCGCUAAAAACUCAAGCCUUCGAGAAGAGUACAUCAGGUUUAUGGAUGAAUACGUCAAUUUGGGACAUAUGGAAGUGGUCAUACGCGUCGCGGGCCCGCAGUUCUUCUUGCCGCACCACGCCAUCCAUCGUCCGGAAAGCAGCACCACUAAAACCCGUAUCGUUUUCGACGCCAGCAGCAAAGCAACUGGUCAUCUAUCACUAAACGAAGUGUUGCAGACUGGCCCCAUCGUACAGCCCCCACUGAUCUCGACAGUGAUUAAUUUCCGGAUGCCCAAGUUUGUUUUCACGGCUGACGCGGAGAAAAUGUUCCGCCAAGUCUGGAUACACCCGGAAGAUCGAAAGUUUCAGCAGAUCCUCUGGCGCCGAGAUCCUUCGCAGCCAGUACAAACAUAUCAGCUCAAAACGGUCACGUACGGGCUCACUAGUUUUCCGUACCAUGCAGCUGCUGUGCUCAACAAACUGGCAGAGGACGAAGGACAGAAAUAUCCUCUUGCGGCACCCGUCGUAAAAGAACGUUUCUACGUUGACGAUGUUUUGGCCGGAGGAGACGAUCCAGGGGAGGUAGCGGAGACUUGUCGACAGUUGCAGGCUCUGUUAGCAAAGGGAGGAUUCACAUUGCGGAAGUGGUGCACAAACGAUUCAAGAGUGUUGCAACACAUCCCUAGCGAGCUGUGGGAAAAUGCUUCGCAAAUCGAAAUCGGUCAGUCCCAUCUUACAAAAACUCUCGGACUGCUAUGGGAUGCCAGCUCAGAUUGCUUCAGAAUAAAAAUUCCUUCGCUGACGGAAUUGAAUGGAGUAACCAAGCGCGUCGUGGUGUCGGAGAUGUCUCAGCUUUUCGACCCACUCGGAUUCCUUGGACCGGUAGUGAUUAACGUCAAAAUGUUCAUUCAGGAGCUAUGGACGAAGUGUCUAUCUUGGGACGAAGAGUUAUCUGACGAAGACAGCAAUUGGUGGCAGAAUUUUCGUGUGGAAUUACCCAUUCUCGCGAAGCUCACAGUGCCCCGGUGUGUGCUUCCCAAUCAACAACGCGAAUAUCAACUCCAUUGUUUCAGUGAUGCGUUUCAGCGAGGGUAUGGUUCCUGUGUCUAUGUUGUGGGACAAAACGCAAGUGGAGAAAUUGAAAGACACCUUUUGAUCGCCAAGUCACGUGUCGCUCCGUUACGUGGCUUAUCAAUACCGCGCCUAGAGUUAUGUGCUGCGGUUCUCGGAAGUCAGCUGGUACAGAAAUUACGGACCACUGAAUUCGUCGUCGCUAGUGCUACAUUUUGGACAGACUCAACUGUGGUACUACACUGGAUUCGUUCGGUGUCUACAAAAUGGAAGGUGUUCGUCUCCAACAAAAUAACUGAGGUUCAGGGUCUCACCAGAGGCUCUCAAUGGAGACACGUUCCUACACAUCUAAAUCCAGCGGAUCGUAUUUCACGUGGCGUCCGCCCAACACAAAUACAGGAAGACACAUUGUGGUGGCACGGUCCAAACUUUCUCGCUGGACCGAAGGACUGGCCUGAAAUCUUGCCAAACUCAUCAGACAUCGAUGUUAUCCAGGAACGGCGCCAAAUCAUCGCUUUGACUUCCAUCGUCGUGGAUAAUUCCAUUUUUGAUCGUUACGCCGAGCUGGGACGCUUGCUGAGAAUAUCUGCAUGGUGCAUCCGGUUUGCCGCAAACUGUCGUCGCCAGAAGGAUGAACGUAACUUUGAAAGGAUUACACCACACGAGAUAGAUAGCGCGUUGAAGAUCCUCGUUCGUAAGGCACAGGUAACAGUUUUUCAUCGUGAGAUUAUACAGCUCGAAUUACAAAGACGUGAUUCCAACUACACGGUCGAACUUGAUAAUAAAUCCCCCCUGAAACAUCUGAAUGUCUUCCUCGACAUCAAUAGUUUACUACGCCUCGAUGGACGUUUGCGGAAUGCGUCAAUCCCCUACGAUUCUAAAUAUCCGAUGAUUCUCCCAGCAGACCAUCGCUUGAGCCUCCUCCUAGCUCGAUCACUGCAUUUGCAAACAGCUCACUCUGGACCUUCAUUGCUGUUAGCAACCAUGCGCCAACGGUUUUGGCCUUUGCGUGGUCGGCAGCUGGUGCGUAAGAUCGUGCGCUAUUGUAUUACCUGCUUCAAGUGUCGCCCACCUAAUAUGCACCAGCAAAUGGCACCGUUACCUGCGGUUAGAGUUGUUCCGUCCCGAGUGUUUUCAAAGGCUGGCCUCGAUUACUGCGGGCCAUUUCUAAUUCGUCCGUUAUAUGGGAGGGGGGCAAACGUGAAAAUGUAUAUAGCGGUUUUCGUUUGCCUGGCGGUAAAGGCGGUGCAUUUUGAAAUCGUUCCCGACCUUACGUCCGCUGCCUGUAUAAACGCAAUUACACGAUUCGUCUCGCGAUACGGCCGAUUACUUGAGCUCCAUUGUGAUAAUGCGACAGCUUUCGUCGGGGCUGAUCGCGAGUUGAGAGCAGCACGCGCGCGUUAUCUGCAGCAGUUCCAAACGAACGAAUGGGAGAACUACUGCCUGGAUUCAGGAAUUGAGUUCCACUUCAUCCCGGCUCGCUCACCACACUUCGGGGGGUUGUCGGAGGCCGGAGUGAAAUCCUUCAAAUAUCACUUCCGCCGGAUAUUCGGAAACAGAUCCUAUACACUGGACGAGUUCUCUACUGCUGCUGCCCACAUCGAAUGUAUCUUAAACUCUCGGCCUCUCACUCCCUUAACAGACCAUCCAGAUGACCUUGACGUAUUGACUCCCGGCCACUUUCUGAUCGGGGAGCCAAUGUUCUCGAUACCUCAGCCCGAUGUUUCAGACGUAAAUUUGAUGCGUCUCUCUCGAUUACAGGAAAUGCAGAGAUUGAAGCAAGAUUUCUGGAACAAAUGGUCCAGGGAUUAUGUCAGCCAACUUCACCAGCGAUCGAAAUGGAAGACAGCUGUUACCAACGUCCGAAAGGGAGCGCUAGUCUUGCUUAAGCAGGAUGGACUACCACCGUUCAUGUGGAAUCUUGGCCGGGUGGUAGAGACGUACGUCGGUUCCGAUGGGUUGGUACGGGUGGUACUCGUACGAACUGGUCAAGGAACGUACAAGCGAGCCAUCACCGAAGUUCGAGUCCUACCGCUGGAGAACGAAGGAAACCAUGAGCAUCGGGUGUUGGGAGAGGAUAAUGGAGCAUCCCAACCACCACAAUAA